Molecule: messenger RNA, 2499 nt
Organism: Bursaphelenchus xylophilus (pine wood nematode)
Lineage: Eukaryota; Metazoa; Nematoda; Chromadorea; Rhabditida; Aphelenchoididae
Source: the annotation of a GenBank genome assembly
AUGGAUUGUGCACCAUUCUUGAGUCUGCUCUCAGCCAGGUCUCUUUGGAAGGACUCCUUGAGUGUCAUAUUGCUGGUGGUCUGUUUGAUUUAUGUCCAAUUCACGGUUCAAUGUUGUAGAAAGAAAGCAGGUAACGCUUUGCUUACACGGGGAGUACUCCAAGUGCGACGUUCAGAUUUUCUUUAAAUUUUGCACACACGUCGGGCAUUAACUAAAUAUCAAUUCCUGAAAGUUUUAGCUCGCGCUUUGCGGGCGCCGCCGAGAUAUCAAACGAUCUUUGCCGCCGAAAGAGCACGCUAAACGUGGAGAGCGGUCAGAGAGAAAAGCGCUUUUUGGCCAUAACUUUGGCAGUUUCGUGCGGAAAAAUUUGAUUUUUUGUAGAAACAUUAUCCUUUUUGUUUCUGCAAAGCGCGAGCUAGGAUUAUCGCAUAUACCUUAGAAAAAAUUAUUCUAAAUUUGUGCCAGGUUUCAUCAAAAUCUGAGCGUCGCACUUGGAGUGCUUCCCCUGUUAGUUUAGUUAUACGUAUUUAGGCCCAAACAAGCGCCCCAAAUGUCCGACUUCUCCAGCUAUGAAUAGCCCCGGCGACCCUUUGGGCGUAGUAAAUGGAUCUUUGGUCAAGAAAGCAGAGGCCAACCCAAAUAACCAGAACAAGAAAGAUGAGAAAGAGGGUUCAAUAAAGAGCAUGAAAACCCAACCAUCGUCAAUGAAGAGUCAGAAGUCUGGGAAGAGUGGGAAACACAAGUCCAAAUCCCGGAAAGAGAAUACGGAUUCCUGUGUUUCCGAUGGAAAGGAGGGCAGUGUACGUAACACGUAAUAGUACAUAAUAUAAGAGGGGUUCCGGGUAAAUUCAAAUUUUUUCGGCAAUGAUGCUCGGCCACGCUUUUCGGCCAUGGCAAUGCGAGAUACGAAUUAUAUUACGAGCUCCUGGGGCCUUUUUGAAGUUUGCUGUUUCUAUUAAAUAUUUUUGCAGAAGAAGGAAGAGAAUGAUGAUUCCUUCAACAAAAGAAGACCGAAAGUAAUGGAAGCGAACCGAACCGAUGAGAUCAUGGCCAAGGGCGCUGUAGCUCGAGAACGCGACGACUACAAGACUAUGAAGGGAGGGAUGCCGACCAGCGACUUCGACAAGUCCUUGAACCUCCCCAAAGAUAAAAAGUGAUAAAUAAACUUUAUUUGGAGUAUGAUAAAAUUCUUUUUGGCCGUCUGGAAGCGGAAAUGGCCUUGGCCGAAACCAAAUUGAGUAAGCGAGGGCCUUCGGAAACGGGCCUAAAGUGGAAGUCAAAAGCGAAGGAGGAGGCCGUUUCCUUUCAUGUUCAUCUCCGUCAUCGGUAUCUUCUUAUAUUUGCUUGUUGCAUUUAGCGAGACACAAUGUCCAGUAAGAAUUCUUUCCAAAAAUGUCCAAGGCCAAUACGUACAAGGACAAUUGGUGGAGGAUCUGCAUGAAAAUGAAGGUUCUAGGGUAAAUCCAGAAGGAGGGAAUUUUGGCCUGAUAAUCAGCAGUCACUAUUAUUCGACAUCUAUGGCCAGUUACAGAUGCCAAUUUCUAUUUCUCGGGGCUCCAGACGAACAUGUUCAGAUCAGUUUCAUUGAUUUCCAUCUUUCUGAUGCCAACACAUCCAAGAGGUAUUAAUAAAGUAAACGAAAUUGAGAUUGUAGAUGCGAAGAAGGGACCCAUCUCUCGAUUCAUGUUCUAGUGGGAUCAAGGAUGUCAAAAGUUCAAGACUUCUGUGGAAAGGAAUUGCCGGCACCUUUAAUAUCGACACAGAAUCUGUUGACGAUGGAGUUGAAUGUGAGGGACAUUCCCCUUCCAAUCCCAGCUUCAAUGGGUUUUAAACUGAAGUAUUCUUUCAUGAAGGGUUACGGUAGACAAUACAACGACGGGGCUUCAGUUAAGAGUACCGGGGGUAACCAAAAUCUUACGUUAAAGACUCUCGUCUUAGAUUGUUCGUUUGCAUUUUACGGAGACAACGCGACCGCAGGCCAAGUUUGGAGUCCAAAUCAUCCAGGGUUUUAUCCCCGGAACUUGGAUUGUGAAUAUACUUUCAACGGACAGCCUGGCCAGAUUGUUGUGAUCCAUUUUCAAUAUUUUGAUGUUGAAGGAUAUGGACAGUAAGUGUCUAAAAAAAUAUUGCAUUCAUUUAGAUGCGAGGAUACCACUCACAGUGACUUUGUUUUGUUCAGUAAUUACAAAACGGUAGAUCGAACAAAUCGAAGGUUUUGUGGCUCCAAUAGACCUCCAAAGGACCCAAUCCAAAGCGAAUCCAGCUAUUUUCGAAUGCAAUUCAAGACGAAUGAUAUCUUCGAUGCGACCGGCUUCUAUGUUUACUAUCAAUUCCUAAACCAACGUGAGUCUUUCAACCCAAACAAUUGCUCGUUUAGAACACUCGACCAAAAACAGAGUUAAAUUGGUCUCCAACAGUCACGCCCAAUUGCAUUUCUCAAUUCCCACACUUCUUAUUUGCUCAACAAUAAUUUCAUUAACAAAUAAAUUCAACAAAUAG